Messenger RNA from Bolinopsis microptera, 2500 nucleotides. RefSeq names its product kelch-like protein diablo. Bases 6 to 2093 code for a protein of 695 amino acids. The record is from RefSeq and is a predicted model, not a curated record. Gene Ontology annotation, molecular function: protein binding. NCBI's taxonomy places the organism in Eukaryota, Metazoa, Ctenophora, Tentaculata, Lobata, Bolinopsidae. The transcript has 14 exons.
GGAAAAUGGCGGACGCUAAACAAGAUCACCAUAAUCGUACUCCACUGAGUCAGAUGAGCGCUGCUUCCAGGACAAGUAAAGAAGAAAGAGAUCAUCAGAGGAGAGCUCGAAAAGGAAGCGGUGGAGAAAUUGACCAGAGGUUAGCUCGAUUGGGGAGCGGUGGUGAGUCUCCUCGUGUCCGACCACGGAAGGGUAGUCACGGAGACUCGAAAAAAGGAGGGAAACAAGAUCACUAUCAGAGAGACAUGAUGGCACCUAGAGAGUCGGUUCAGAAUCACUUUCUGGAUCUUGGGGGAUUCAACACACACGUCCGAUUUACGACCAGUGUGACGGAGAUAAAACACGACAUGUACGCCGAGCACCUCCUCAACAAUCUCCACGGAGACAGGUCCAUGGAGACCUGUGACGUCAUCAUUAAGACCAAGGAGAACACGAGUAUAUUCGCUCACUCCGCAAUACUCCGUCCUACCAACAUUUACUUUAGGAAAAACCUCGACUUUAGAUUGUGCAAAGCUGGUCGGUACACUAUUGACCUAUCUCACCUCUCAGCUACUGCACUUCAGGACAUCAUUGACUAUCUGUACACUGGACAGUUCAACAUUGUGAACAAGAAGUUUCUGUCCAUGGUACUUACUCUCAAGGAGCUGGAAAUGGAAGAAAUCAUAGACCAGUGUAUGGAGAAGCUGAAGACGUCUCUGAGUGAUAAGAAUGUGUUUGACAUCCUGGAACAGUCCACUGGGGAUAUCGGAGUACUGAACUCAGUGGCUAUGACCUACAUAGAGGACAACUUCAAGACACUUUACAAAAACGACAGGAUCUUAAGGUUGAACUGGGAGAGUUUCCACAAGAUACUGUCCAGUGACCGUCUCAACGUUGAGAAUGAGGAUAAGGUCUAUCAGUUAGCAUUAGCGUGGGUAGCUAAGGAUGACAUUGGAAGAAAACCUCACGUUACCGAGAUCUGCUCAAAAAUACGGAUCCCCUUCAUGACAGACUACGGACUACAGAACAUGGUGUGUAACAAGAACAUCCUGACGAGUAACGAGGAGUUUUACAAUAAUAUAGAGACGUUGCUAGGCAACCCUGCAGCGUUGCAGGUCCCCUUUUAUCAGAGGGUCAAUGAUAAGAUGGGGAAGAUAUUCGUGUUUGGGGGGUAUCUGAACAGAUCCCACAUUACUACCACUAUGGAGGUUUACAACAGGCGUACAGGAGCAUGGGAAACAAUAGAGGAGAUGAACAUGACAAGUACACCACCCAGUAUCUACUCGGCAACCAUGACUUCUGUUGCUGUUGAUAAUAAGAUCUACAUCGCAGGGGGACAAAGUGACAGCGGCACGAGGUUGGAUACCACCUUUGUAUUUGACGGUAUUCUCUCCAUCUGGGCCAGUCUUCAGGAGAUGCCGACUGUAAGAGUGAAGAGCGCUGCUGCUCGCUUUGGCAACUUCUUGUACGUCAGUGGGGGACAGAAGGAUAGGCAUACCAUGAACGAAGUUAUCAGGUUGAACAUACACCGGGAUUUGUGGGAGACAGUGAACCCCAUGAUCCACGCUCGACACAGCCACGGAAUGGUAACAGCCGGACAGAAGAUAUUCGCGGUCGGAGGGGACAGUGGAACGGGACCGGUAGCGACUGCAGAAGUGUUUGAUAAGGGUACGGGGCAGUGGAGCGAGAUUGCUAGUAUGAGCAAUGCCAGGUUUGGAUGUCAGCUGGUGGCGAUCAAGUCUCAAGUGUACGUGACCGGUGGGUGGAACGGCCGGAGAGCACUGCACGAGUGUGAGAAGUAUAACGAGGAGAACGAUAGUUGGGGUUACAUCAGUCCUAUGGCUACAAGGAGAUACGGUCACAUGGCUGUCUCCUUCGGUAGCAAAAUAUAUGUUCUCGGCGGUCAACAGUCUGGUCCGUGGACUGCCAUAACAGGGGCAGGGGCAAGGAAAAUGAGUACCCACCAAGGCCCAGGCAUGGGCAAACCUCUGAAUGUGCAACACGAGGACGCUAUCGCAAGUGUGGAGUACUACGACGCUGUAGAGAACGUCUGGACAAGAGCACCAGAUAUGGGCAAUGCCCGGGCGUGGGCAGCUGUAGGAGCCGUCAUGUGAGAUGUGAUGGUCGGUGGAAGAGGAGUGGGUCACCAGUAGGGCCCGGAAAUGGCACUUCAUCAGUUGAAAGACCAGGCGCUUUUUGGUUGACAUUCGAGAGAGAAAUCACCAAAAUUGCGCAUUUGAAUUCUUUGUUCUUCAACUUCUUGUCUUUAUGUUCAAUUUUUGAUAUUUUGAUGCAAAGAACUCUCGAAGAAUACAGAGUUGUCUAUCUUACUCUUCAUGAUCAGAACUGAUAAAAUUGAGAUUUUCUUACCGUUUUAUUUUGUGUUACUUAUAUUUAUAUUUUAUUAAUUGUGUAUCUGAGCUAUCGGAUGGAAUUAUGGCAAGCUGUUUAAAAUAAUACUUUGUGUUGAAAUUGUUUUAGAUCUUCUGAUUGCACUUUCUGAAAACAACUUUUAAUUGUC